Leucoraja erinaceus (little skate) is the source of this 530-nucleotide messenger RNA. Its product is annotated as collagen alpha-1(XI) chain-like. The record is from RefSeq and is a predicted model, not a curated record. Lineage: Eukaryota; Metazoa; Chordata; Chondrichthyes; Rajiformes; Rajidae. The coding region runs from base 1 to 339 and encodes 112 amino acids. The transcript has 5 exons.
AUGCCCGAUACGGGCAAUGCUUCACACUAUACGGCCUUUUAUCCCAGGCUUUCUUUGGUUCCUUCCUGUGCAUUUUCAUCUGCGUUGUUGGUCUUAUGCGUGCUUCUAUCUUUACAGGGUCAUCCAGGCAAAGAAGGUCCAUCAGGUUCCAAAGGCAACCAGGGUCAGACUGGUCCUCAGGGUCCAAUCGGCUAUCCUGGCCCACGUGGUGUGAAGGGAACGGACGGAAUCCGCGGCUUGAUGGGACACAAAGGCGAGAAGGGUGAAGAUGGAUUCCCAGGAUUCAAGGGAGACAUGGGUCUCAAGGGUGAUCGGGUAAGAACAACAAUGCUCCUAUAACUCCUCUCCCUUCUCCCGGGAGAGGAAGUAAAUGCUGUAAAGAGAAAGGAUUUCACACACAAAGUUCUCCGAUCAAGUGUCGAUGUUACGAUACAAUUCUUAAUUAGUACGGGGGUCAGAGGUUAUGGGGAGAAGGCAAGAGAAUGGGGUUAGGAGGGAGAGAUAGAUCAUGAUCGAAUGGCGGUGUAGAU